Chenopodium quinoa (quinoa) is the source of this 1308-nucleotide messenger RNA. Its product is annotated as cytosolic sulfotransferase 5-like. Bases 139 to 1179 code for a protein of 346 amino acids. Gene Ontology annotation, biological process: sulfation. Gene Ontology annotation, molecular function: sulfotransferase activity. The record is from RefSeq and is a predicted model, not a curated record. Gene Ontology annotation, cellular component: cytoplasm. Lineage: Eukaryota; Viridiplantae; Streptophyta; Magnoliopsida; Caryophyllales; Amaranthaceae. The transcript has a single exon.
GUAUGUGGAAAUAUUAGCCCUUGAGACAUCCUUAGUGUACGAUGAUAAGGAAGAAAUAUUAAUGGACACCUUAAAAACCUUUUAGUAGAUUAGAUAUGAGUCUUUUAGAAGACAACGUAAUUGUUUUAUGAGUUAACAAUGGAAACCACAAAAAUGAAUCCAAAUGAACAUCACGAGGAGGAAGAAACACGAGUCGUCAUCAGUGACGAGGAAGUUGAGCAGCUUAAGCAAAGUCUUCCUAAGGAACUUUCCUUGGGCAAGAUUGAAUUGAUAAAAUACCAAGGCUUCUGGUAUCCUGUUGAAACUGAUUUGUUCAAGAGUAGUCUCAUGUUUCAAAGACACUUCAUUGCAAGGGAUAGUGAUCUAAUUGUCGCGAGCUUCCCUAAAACCGGUACCACUUGGUUGAAAGCUUUGCUCUAUAGCGUUGUCAACCGUUUCAAACGCCCUAGUAACCAAAGCCCUUUUCUUAUCCAUCAUCCACACGAGCUUGUACAUCGCCUAGAAAAUGACAUCUAUGGUGAAGCUUUUGAGUACCCUCGUCCACACCAUCUUAGCGAGCUACCUUCACCGAGACUUUUCCACACCCACUUGCCCUUCACCACCCUUCCGGAAACUAUCAAAGCUUCAGGGUAUCGGGUUUUGUACAUUGCACGUAAUCCAUUGGAUACAAUUGUGUCAUUCAUGCUCUUCGCUUUGAAGCCACUCAAAAAGAUAUUGGGAGAAGAUUUCCAGCCUACUAUUCAGGAUUUCUUUGAGGAACUCUGUGCAGGAAGAAUAUGUCACGGUCCUUUCUUUGAGCACGUGGUUGAAUAUUGGAAGCAGAGUUUAGAGCAACCAAACAAGAUGUUAUUCCUUAAGUACGAGGAUUUGAAAGAGGAUCCGACCUUUCAGCUAAAGAGAGUGGCUGAAUUUGUGGGUAUGCCAUUUUCUUGUAGCGAGGAAAGUGAAGGUGUAGUUGAAGAAUUGGUAGAGAUGUGCAGCAUCAACAACCUCAAAGAAUUGGAAGUCAACAAAACCGGAGUUAUCAACAAGAUAUACGAUAAAAAGAGCUAUUUUAGGAAAGGGGAGGUGGGAGAUUGGAGCCAUUAUAUAACGCCUACCAUGGCGGAGAGGAUGAAGAAAUUGAUGGAAGAAAAACUCGAGGGCACUGGUUUAUCAUUUCAGUUACUUCCUCACUAGUCACAAGGUUAGAAAAUGAUACCCUGUAUCAAGUUAUGUUUAUUCCCUUCGUUCUUAAAUAAGUGCAACAUACGCUUUUGUUAAAUUUGUAUGUUCAACAUGACCCAAACUUUCAGUUUCAUUUGUUUC